GCCGAACAAUACAUGACAAAAAGCGGUGUAGCCGUCGAGGGGUUUAAAAUGAUCACACAUGUUCGCUAUAACCAGUCCCCAUCUCAAGGACUGAAACAUCGGCCAGGGGUUACUGCAAUCAUACCAAAAUCAAUAAAGCUCGGCGUUCUCGCUAUUCUGUCGCUGUUUUUGAUCAUCAGUCAUCCGCCCAACGCCAAUAUUUGGCCCUUCAAGACUCUCGAGCAAAAUCCCGAUACCGACGGUGCGUCGCAGGGCAAAUAUUCCCCUGGGCAGCUGGGGGCUGUUGCUAGUGAGAGCUCCAUCUGCUCUCAACAUGGAGUGGAUAUAUUGAAGAUGGGCGGUAAUGCCGCAGAUGUUUUAGUUGCGAGCGAGCUUUGUGUUGGUGUAGUUGCCAUGUACCAUAGUGGGAUCGGCGGAGGUGGGAUCAUGCUAGUCAGGGCACCGAACAGUAGCUACGAGGUUAUUGAUUUCAGAGAGACUGCUCCGGCUGCAGCGUUCAAGGAUAUGUAUGAACAUAACAAAAAUGCAUCGCUCUAUGGUGGCCUGGCCAGCGGAGUACCCGGUGAGAUUCGAGGUCUUGAAUACCUUCACAGCAAGUAUGGUGUUCUUCCUUGGUCGACUGUCGUACAACCAGCUGUUCAAACAGCCCGUCAAGGGUUUCCUGUCGGAGAGGAUCUUAUCAGAUAUAUGAAUCAUGCCACUGGCGACGAGGAUUUCUUUACCAAGAACCCUACAUGGGCGAUUGACUUUGCUCCAGGUGGAACACGACUGAAGCUGGGUGACACAAUGACUCGGCACCGAUAUGCGGAUACUCUGGAAGCCAUUGCCAAGUCCGGCCCCAGAGCAUUCUACUCGGGGCACAUCGCAGAGACAAUGAUCAACGCUCUACAGAAUGAGAACGGUACAAUGACGCUUGAAGAUCUAGAAAGCUACACCGUGGCUAUUCGGAAUAUCUCACAGAUCGAUUAUCGUGGGUAUAAGGUCACAAGCACAUCGGCUCCUUCUAGCGGAGUUAUCGCUUUGUUUAUUCUUAAAAUUCUAGAGACAUAUAAGGGUCUCUUCGCGACGGAACAUUCUGUGAACCUAAGUACUCAUCGUAUGAAUGAGGCGAUGCGAUUUGGAUAUGGUAGAAGAACUUAUCUCGGUGAUCCGUCAUUUAUUGAUAAUAUGGCUACGUAUGAAUCACAGACACUAGGCCAAUCUAUGAUCGAUGCCACUCGAUCUAAGAUCUCGGAUCACCGAACUCAGAAUAUAUCGGCUUAUGACCCAGCCGGAUUAGAAAGUUUGGAGACGCCUGGAACCUCACAUAUUGUAGCACUUGACAACACUGGCCUUGCAAUUUCUUCAAUUUCUACCAUCAACCAGGUCUUUGGUGCUUAUGUUAUGGUCCCAGAGACUGGUAUUAUUAUGAACAAUCAAAUGAAUGACUUUUCUAUUCCUGGAUCAUCGGAUCUGUUUGGAUAUAUUCCCUCCAAGACAAAUUACAUCUUUCCUGGAAAGCGUGCACUUUCUUCUAUUACACCAGUGAUAGUAGAACGACCCAACGGUACACUGCUUUUGGUCACCGGAUCCGCAGGUGGCAGUCGUAUCAUUACUGCCACUGUUCAAAAUGUUAUCCAUUCGAUUGACCAAGGACUCUCAGCUGCCGACGCACUGGCUAAACCGCGUUUGCAUGAUCAGCUGGUGCCAAACCAGGUCACCUUCGAGCACAGCUAUGACAACGAUACCGUUGGCUUCAUGAAAAGUCUUGGCCAUGAAGUUACUUGGGUUGCACCUGGACAAAGUAAUGCUCAACUCGUUAGAGUAUUACCCAAUGGAACCUUUGAUGCUGCCGGUGAGCCGAGACAAGUCAAUUCGGCUGGAUACUCUAUAUAG
Molecule: messenger RNA, 1875 nt
Organism: Penicillium canariense
Lineage: Eukaryota; Fungi; Ascomycota; Eurotiomycetes; Eurotiales; Aspergillaceae
Product: gamma-glutamyltransferase family protein
Exons: 8
Biological process (GO): glutathione catabolic process
Cellular component (GO): plasma membrane
Molecular function (GO): glutathione gamma-glutamate hydrolase
Source: RefSeq, a predicted model, not a curated record